Onychostruthus taczanowskii (white-rumped snowfinch) is the source of this 5511-nucleotide messenger RNA. RefSeq names its product proline rich basic protein 1 (gene PROB1). The record is from RefSeq and is a predicted model, not a curated record. The transcript has a single exon. Bases 119 to 5086 code for a protein of 1655 amino acids. Gene Ontology annotation, cellular component: nucleoplasm. Lineage: Eukaryota; Metazoa; Chordata; Aves; Passeriformes; Passeridae.
GGGAAAGCCCAGCGUGGAUGCACCAUUGCUGUGGCAAGGUGGGCAGUGGCACCGGGAAAGGAGCUGUGGUGGGGAUGGAGCUGCAGCUCGGGAUCCUGCCGUGCCCUCAGCACCGCGGAUGGGACAUCCCCAGAGAGGUCUGCAGGGCCCCCCCCCCGCUCCAGGGCAGCCCAGGCCAUGGGAUCACAACCGGGAGCUGUAUGGGGUUCCUUGGGACAUGUCCUGCGGUUUGGGGAGAGCGGGGCGGGAUGAGGAGCAGGGAUGGGCCGGCGGCCCCCGGCAGAUCCCCGAGGCUGGGGGCGGCGGUGGCAUCCCUGCAAUGCGCUUGGCAUCGGCUGCCCCGGCUGGCGCUCGCCGAGUCCAUGUGAUCCGGGGCUUGCUCUGUGCCGCCGCCGGGUCCAGCCGCCGGGACGGCGAGGGAGCCAGAAGGUCGAGCCAGCGGCCCCGACAGGGCAGCCCCAGCCCCGAACAGGGUUCCCCGGCAUCGGCUGAAGCCCCCGGGCUCCUCCCUGCCACCAUGCCCCGCGGGAAGAGGGACCCGGUCCUGCUGUCCCCCGCCGAGCUGCCCGGCCCCGAGGGCGAGGGUCCCCGCGCGGCUGCGGACGGCCGGCGCUCCGCGGAGGAGGAAGAGGAGGAGGACGGACACCUCCCGGGGCUGCCCCGCGACGACCUCACCAAGAGCAUGUCGAGCUCCUCCGUGUCCUCCUACCACUCCGCCCUGUGCUCGGACGGCACGGAGACCUUCAAGGACUGCCUGGAGUUCCUGGACGAGGAGGGAUCGCCCGGCCGGGCUGCCCCGGGCCGCUGGGCUCCGGCGGGGUCCCCCGGCGUGCCCCCGCCGCCCGGCCCCCUCGCCCGCCCGCAGCGGGCUCAGCUGUCCAGCGCGGCUAAGAAUAGCCCAGCGCCGGGCCAGGGGGGCAGGAUGGGUCCCCUCGGUGGGGACCGGGAGCCUGUGCCGGCCGCGGCCGCCGGCGGGGAGCCGGCCGUGCCCCGGCAGCCCGGGACGAUGCUCGCCGGGGCUCCCAGCGACUCGGACGAGGUGGACGGCGAGGUGCAGGCGCUGACGGCCAGGGCUUUCCGCAGCCUCUCGGGUCUGCCCGGAGCUCGCCUCGACAUGUGCAGCUCCCACACCUCCUCCAGCCUCUCCAACUCGCUGUCGGAGGACGGCGGGCGGCCGCGGCGGUGGCCGGCGGGCGCGGGGGAGCCCCGGGGCGCGGCGACAGCUCUGCACGGCAGGGUGGGCUGGCCUUUCCUCGCCGGCGUGGACGGGGAGCUGCUGGGCAAGGAGCAUUUCGAGUGCGUGGACGUGGAGCUGGAGAGCGGUGAGGCCAGGAAGGGCCACGGCAAGAAGAGGACGGUGCCCAAGCGCCAGAUCCUGCUGAAGAGGAAGGAGAGGAAGGAGACGGGCUUUGGCCCCCGGGGGGAUGGCCCAGCGCCCCAGCCCCCUGCCAGGAAGGAGCCCCCCAGCAAGGGCAGAGCCGUCGGCGAGGACUUCAGGCUCAACUACCAGCAGUUCAUGAAGGCGGCGUCCCUGGAGGCCGGCCCCGACAGGACCAGGGCGGCCUCGUGCCUGGUGAAAAACGUCCUGGCCAAGAAGAUGCAGUACGAGCAGCGCAUCAAGAUGGAGCAGAAGGGGCUGCGGGGCAGCUCGACCUCCUCGGGACCGUCCUCCGCCGGCACCGACCUGCUGGGGGAUGGUCUGGAGGGCAAGUCCAGCUCGCUGUCCCGCUCAGACUGCAGCUUCUCGGCCGAGGACCUGCGGGGCGGCGGGAUGCCGGUGGCCACGGCGGUCGCGGAGAGCUCCGCCACCACCACCCAUCCCACCAAGGGCGUGGUGCUCAGCGAGGCGACGAGGGAGACUGUCUGCAACCUGAGGAAGACGUUCAACGAGCUCAACCAGAGGAUGAAGUACCAGGAGGUGCUGGAGGGCCGCUGGCUGCCCGCGGCCGCGGAGAAGCACACGUCGGAGAGGAUCUGCUACCAGCGAGCCCGCGCCUUGUUCGAGGCCCAGCCCGGCGUGGGGAAGGUGCUGGAUGUUGCUCCCCGGUUUGCGAGGGCGCCGAGGCCGUGGCCCAGCUUGAAGGAGCGAGCCAUCGGCCCCAUCCAUUCCCAAAGCCUCCCCUUCAAGGCUGAGAGCCGGGCGCUCCCCGCCACCCCGCCGCGCCGCCCCUUCGCCUCCUCCCGGGCGCAGGAGGCGAGGACGCUGCCGCAGAGCCAGCCGGAGAAGCCACCAGCAGUGCCCCGCCGGCCGGCCAGCCCCGGCACCAUCCCGGCACCCCGGGGGUCCCCGCCGGCCGCGCCCCCCAAGCCAGAGGAGAAGGGGAAGGGGCGCGUCCCGCAGCCCCGGGACGUGCGCAAGCUGGUGAAGAGCAGCUACAGCCUCAAGUUCGGGACUGCCGGCGCCUCCCGCGGCACCGUGGCACCGGCGAGCAGCGGGGAGCCGCCACCAGCCACCCCUCUGGUCAUCCACUGCACCUCGGUCCGCCGGGAGCCGCCGCCGGAGCCGGCGGGCGAGGAGGUGCUGGCAGCCCCCGGCCGAGAGCCAGCCCCGGCGUGUGUCGAGGGGCCCGCAAAGACCCCGCACAGCUCCCCGAUCAACAUCACGAGGGUCCAGGCCACGCGGAGGGGAGCGGCCCCCACGGAGGAGCCGCCGGCCUCGCCCCCGCGCCGGGAGCGGAGCGAGCUCAGGCUGCCCCCACGGGCCCCGGCGGCCGAGCGGGUGCCACACGUGGAGACCCAUCUGCACGUCCUGGUGGGCCGGCCGGCCCCGGCGGCCCGGGAGAGCUCCCCGGCUCAGAGCAGCGCUGUGCUGCGGGCAGAGAAGACCGUUCUCCUGCCGCCGAGUCCCGCGGAGGGAGAGGAGGUGCGCGGCCGUGGCAGCAGCAGGGCGCUCCCCGCUGCCGAGGGGCCGGAGUCGCCGGGGCAGCGGCCCCGCAGCGGCGACAGCCGGGACCCCCGAGCAGGAGCCCCGGGCGGCAGCAGCGCCCGGCCGCGGCCUGCGGAGCCGGCGGCGAGGAGCGCGGCAGAGCCCGGUGGCAGCGAGCAGAGGCAGCAGCAGCCCGGCGGCCGGCGGGUGUCGGUGGGCAGCGGGGGCUCUGCCGGUGCCACCGGCCCCGCUGCCCCGCUCCGAGCCGGGGACAGCAGCGAAGCCUCUCCUGGGCGGCUGCCGGAGCAGAGGGAGGCCUGGGAGCGCUCGCCGCAGUGGCCGGCGGCUACGGAGCCCCACCCGCCGGCUGCCCCGGCAGAGAACUCCAACUACUUGGCAAUCCCCGAGAGAGCCCCCAAAUCCACACAGAUGCCAAAGCUGUCCUCGGUCCCCAACCCAGGCAGUGCAUCCUUUGGGACCCCCUUUGUCCCCAGCCCGGCCAGCGCUUCUUUUGGGGCUCCCUCAGCCCCCAACCCAGCCAGUGCCUCUUUUGGGACCUCCAUGGUCACCAACGUGACUGGCUCAUCCUUUGGCUUCCCAUCAGUCUCCAACCUGUGCAGCACAUCCUUUGGGAACCCCUUGGUCCCCAAUCCAUCCAGUGCAUCCACUGGGAACCCCUUGGUCCCCAAUCCAUCCAGCAUGUCCUUUGGGAACCCCUUGGUCCCCAAUCCAUCCAGUGCAUCCAUUGGGAACCCCUUGGUCCCCAAUCCAUCCAGCAUGUCCUUUGGGAACCCCUUGGUCCCAAAUGUGUCCAGUGCAUCAUUUGGGAACCCCUUGGUCCCCAAUCCAUCCAGCAUGUCCUUUGGGAACCCCUUGGUCCCAAAUGUGUCCAGUGCAUCAUUUGGGAACCCCUUGGUCCCCAAUCCAUCCAGCAUGUCCUUUGGGAACCCCUUGGUCCCCAAUGCAUCCAGCAUGUCCAUUGGGAACCCCUUGGUCCCCAAUCCAUCCAGUGCAUCCAUUGGGAACCCCUUGGUCCCCAAUCCAUCCAGCAUGUCCUUUGGGAACCCCUUGGUCCCAAAUGUGUCCAGUGCAUCAUUUGGGAACCCCUUGGUCCCCAAUCCAUCCAGCAUGUCCUUUGGGAACCCCUUGGUCCCCAAUGCAUCCAGCAUGUCCUCUGGGAACACCUUGGUCCCCAGUCCAUUCAGCAUGUCCUUUGGGAACCCCUUGGUCCCAAAUGCAUCCAGUGCAUCAUUUGGGAAUCCCUUGGUCCCCAAUCCAUCCAGUGCAUCCUUUGGGAGCCCCUUGAUCCCCAAUCCAUCCAGUGCAUCAUUUGAGUCCCCACUGGUGCCCAAUCCAUCCAGUGCAUCCUUUGGGAACCCCUUGGUUCCCAACCCAGGCAGCUCAUCCUUUGGGUCCCCCUUGGUCAGCAACCCAGCCCCCACUUCCCUUGGGCAUCCAUCAGUCUCCAGUGUAGCCGGCUCUUUCUUUGGAUCCCCUUUUGUCCCCAACCCAGCCAGCGCUCCGCUGGGAACCGGUGCCUAUCCCCUUCCUGGUGGGGAAGUGCCCUGGGGCAAGCCCAGCCCUGAGCCCCCCCUUCCCCGACCCCCCGAGGGCUCGGCUGCUGUGGAGCCCCCAGCCCAGCCCCACCUGGAGGAUGCUCCUCAUUUCCUCAGGAGGACCGAUGGCUCCUCGCCGAGUGGGAGGAGCAGGCAGAGCCCCCCCAAGCCCUUCCCCACCGCCGUGCCUGCCCAGCGGAGGAUGCUCGUGGAUCCCAGCAGCGGGAAGUUCUACUACAUGGAGCCGCCGCGGCAGCCCCAGAUGAAAACGCUCUACGACCCCGAGACGGGGCAGUACCUGGAGGUGCUGGUCCCACCGGUGGCAUCACACACCGGGCUCUACCAGGCACCUUUCAACCCGCUGGUCAUGGCCCCGGGGGUCUAUGGCCCGCCCUACGCUUCCUACGGCGGCUUCCCCGGGCUCCCGGCACCGCCGCCCUCCGCCCCCUCGCCGCCGCACCCCUCGCUGCCGGCUGCCGACAACCCCGGGACCCCCGGCUCCGCUCCCAAGGGCGAGGGUUCGUCCUCUGCCGGGGGUCCCGACUGCGGCUACCUGGAGAGCCUGUACUACAUCCCCACGGGCAUGAGAGCCAGCCCCGGCCCCGAGCAGCCCCCGGCCCGAGCCAGCCCUGCCGCGCCCGAGGGCUCACUGCUCCGCAUGUGAUGGGAUGGAUCCGCGGGGAUGUCCCUUCCCUUAGCCCGGCUUAGCCCAAAGUCAUCACCACCCCUGGCACGGGAGAGCCUCCCUGCCCACGGCUGAGCUGGCAAAGCGCCGAGGGGUAGCGGGCACUGGUUGGACUUCACUGGCUUCUCAUGGAAACGGGGACAAAAAGGGUGUUUUCCGGUGUGAGCACCAGGCAGCCCUAGGGGGACAUGGAGGUGUGUGCUCUGGCCAGCAAAGGGACCACAGAGGCCCUGCUUCCCCCUCUCCUGCCAGUCCCAUCCCAAGGAUGACCCGAGCUGGUUCACCCAGGGGGUGAUCGCCUGGCCACCUCCAGCGCACCCCCCCCCCCCCCCCCCAAGCCACGGCUGCAGCACAGAUAACCCAAAAUAGUAAUAAAAAUGCUGAAACAGCUUUAAAUCUGCUUA